Molecule: messenger RNA, 8769 nt
Organism: Trichechus manatus latirostris (Florida manatee)
Lineage: Eukaryota; Metazoa; Chordata; Mammalia; Sirenia; Trichechidae
Gene: RAB18
Product: RAB18, member RAS oncogene family
Exons: 6
Coding region: 1350-1859 (169 amino acids)
Biological process (GO): vesicle-mediated transport
Molecular function (GO): GTPase activity; GTP binding
Source: RefSeq, a predicted model, not a curated record
ACUACUCUGUGUAAGUCGGUUCUGAUGUAAGUCAAAUACCUUUUUUUUAGUUUUCAUUAUUAUUGCCUUUUAUUAUCAAUAUCUUUAAAAAUCCAAUCUUUAUUUGUCUUUUGGGGUUGAUAACAUCAGCAGUUUAUGCACUGAAACAUUGUACAUACUACUAACGAUAAGAUGUACAAAAAAAAAGAUGGUUGUAAGUCUGGUUCAUUGUAACUCGAAUGUAAGUCGGGGAUUACCUGUAUUAUUAUGGCAGUGGUGAUUUUUUAAAUUCUAUCAUUCUUUGCAUUUCUUAUCUGGAAUUUUGUAAGGAAGAGCUUUUCUUUAUUUCUUCUGUUCUACCAAUAUGAACUCAUAAGUACCUCUAAAGUUUUAAUAAAUUAUACCAGGUAUUAUUUAGCUUUUUUAUGACAUAUUAACAUUGACAGAUUUACCGUUACAUGUGUGAAAGAGAAUCAUUUAAAACAGUAAUUCAAAAUCCAUUUUAAUUUGGCUUUGGGUGUAUUAUUUGCUCUUUAAAAAAAUUGGCUAAUAGUAAAACUUUAUUUUGCUCAGAAGAUGCUUGGUAAUGCAUAGCAGAGAGUAGAAAAAUAGUAACUGGCAGGAAAAGAAGCUUGCCUGGAGUUAAAGUUUUCUAAGGGCAUGGUUGUAUACAUAAUCUGAAACUAUUUUCAUUUCAAACCCAAAUGGAACCUGGGGACUUGAGAAAUGACAGAUCUUAAUUUUGAAUUUAUGUCAUGUUUUGUCCUUGUUAAUAAUAAAGGCUUUGUCUGCUUUAAAAACAAAUACUAAGAUUCUGGCAUCUUGAUAAGAAUAUAUAUAAUUUGUCCCCCAAAUGGGUCCUGUGUCUUGAGUAUCUAAAAAAUACCUUUUAUGUUUAGGUAUCAGAUUACUUUCUGCCUUAGGCUAUAACCAAUAUACACAUGAGUUUUAAAAAUAAAAACAAUUAGCUCAAAAUUAAAGGCUUUGUGAAAAUUAGUGUUUUGUGGAAAAUCAGUAUUUUUACUUCAUACUAAAAUAGUAAGAACUCACCUUUAUCUUUCAGUAAUACAGCAAAACAAAUUGCAGUUUUGUAUAAUAUGCUUAUAAGAUAAUUGUUGGACUUUGGGUUUGAAGAUGCUACUAUAAAGCUGCCAUUUUCUUCUUUUGCUUUCAGGCAGUUAGCUAAAAACAACAAAGAGAGGGAAAAACUAAAACACAAACUCCAUUUUCCACUAAACUGGAAGACAGCUAAAACUGCAAGCCAUAAAAUAGGUGGGAUUGUUGCCAGAAGCAGUGGAGAUUAAGUAGGGUGCACGUGGGAAAAAGUAGAGAGAGGAUUUCACAGCUGCAGAGCUCACAGCCAGCAACAAAUGCUUCCUGAAGGUGUUGACUUUAAGGUGAAAACAAUUUCAGUGGAUGGAAAUAAGGCUAAACUUGCAAUAUGGGAUACUGCUGGUCAAGAGAGGUUCAGAACAUUAACUCCCAGCUAUUAUAGAGGUGCGCAGGGUGUUAUAUUAGUUUAUGAUGUCACAAGAAGAGACACCUUUCUUAAACUGGACAAUUGGUUAAAUGAACUGGAGACAUAUUGCACGAGAAAUGAUAUAGUGAACAUGCUAGUUGGAAAUAAAAUUGAUAAGGAAAACCGUGAAGUUGAUAGAAAUGAAGGCCUGAAAUUUGCACGAAAGCAUUCCAUGUUAUUUAUAGAGGCAAGUGCAAAAACCUGUGACGGUGUACAAUGUGCCUUUGAAGAACUGGUUGAAAAGAUCAUUCAGACGCCUGGACUGUGGGAAAGCGAGAACCAGACCAAAGGAGUGAAACUGUCCCACCGGGAGGAAGGUCACGACGGCGGGGCGUGCGGUGGUUACUGCUCGGUGGUAUAGACUUGGGAGAGAUCCCCCUUCGCACACGCAAUCAGAUAGUGACAUCUUUCUGUAUAUAAACUCUUUAACUGCUCUGUUAGGGACCUUGCAGUUUGCACACGUUUGUUUUGUAUCAUGACAGUAAAUAUUUGCAGGAAAUCCCACUCAUCGGCUUUCCCAGGUAACAUGGUAAGCAUGCAGUUUGCAGUCUGCCGUUUUUUUAUGUGACAUAAAAUAGGUGUACCUUUGUAAGUACAUUUGAUUUUAUGAUUUACAUUUAUCAUGUAAUUUUUUAAAAAAUCCAUCUAUUUAGUAUAUGUUGAUACAAGAUCUUUUAAAAAAUCCAUCUAUUUAGUAUAUGUUGAUAGAAGAUCUGCUUUUGAUCUCCUUUUUGCUUAAAUCCUUCUAUUGAUUAUUGAAUUACUUGGUAUGCAGAACUCCCAGAAACACUGGGGGGUAUGCAUAUAUCAGCAAACCUGACAAGUUUUCUUUCAGGAAUAACAAAGAGCAUGAUUCCACAGCUUUUCUAGGAUGUUUGCUGACAGAUUCUCUUUUAGUAUUAAGAAAAAUUCUCAUUACAGAAAGUAGCCCAGGCCAAUUUAUAAUUAAAUCUCUAUUUGUUCUGAUGAUGCUUCUAAACUAGCAUUGGUAUGUUAAAAAAGUUUGGUCUUACUUUUUAAUUUACUUCAAUUAGUAACUUAACUAUUUAAGUAGAGUUUUAAUCCCGUGGUGUGUACAUUGGACUCCUGGCUCUUUCGUGCAGCGUUUUUAGUUCUGUGGUGGUUGGCAGUGACAGUAAGCUUUUCCCCGUUUUGGUUUCAGAAGGACAUGAAUAGUGUGUUCACCGUAACUCACAGAGUUCUUAUGACUUUUAAAACCAACUCCCUUUUUUCAUAAAUGUUGUUAGUGUUUGUCCAAGUACCUCAGUUGUAACUUGUUGAAUGUUUAUGAAUAUCAGUAUCUUGACUUCGUAAAUGGCUAGUUGACAUUCAAAAACCUAUUUCUGUGUUUUGAGAGGUGGGAGGAAAAAUAACACUAAAUGACAGUUUGAGAAGGGCAUAUUGCAUCCCGAUUCUGGUGUGGGUGGGAGAAUACUGUCGCAAUGAAAAUCUUGAUAAUUUACCGUAACAAGUAGCCAACAGCUUUACCAAACCAACUUGUACAGACUGAUAAAUCUUUUCCACAGUAUUCAUUUUCUAACCUGUUGCUGUUGUACAUUAUAUAUUUAUUUUCACUCAUUUAAUUUACCUUGAUCUCUGACGUUUUAAUCACCAAAAUAAAUUGUCCUUUACGGCCGGUCACUGUAAUACCCCUCAGUAAGAUUCUGGUAUUAAUUUCUGGGCAGUUUGUUCUCUGUAUACAGUCGCAACUGAUGAGCAUUUUUGUGGGUCACCUUUACAACACGUGUUUUAUUGGAUUUACUUCAAGUUGGGUUCUUUCUGAAAUGUACAUCUUCACGUAUGAAAACCUCACAUUCUACUUGGUUAACGCUUGUUAGACUAUGUUACAUGUGAUUAAAGGUUUUAUACAGUCUGUACACUUUUACUAAAUAUAAAACAUUCACUACUAUAAUGUUGGAGAAAGGUAGCUAACACCGUGUACUUAUGAUUUGUUGUGUAACAUUAAAACUUCGGAUUUGUAUGUUUAUAUGGCGUGUGUAUUGACACAACUUCUCUGUUUAUUGCUUCUGGCUCCUUGAGCUACAAUAAUCUUCCUUUCUGUGCAUUGGAUUGUUGUCUUGAUUUGGUCAGAAUUUGGAUACAUAUGAGUCACUUGAAUAUAACUUAAAAAACUAAUGUUGUUUGAUUUACAUUGUAACCUUUUAUAGUUUUUGAAUAAAUAUAAUAGCCUGCUUUCCCUAGAUGCGUUUGUGUAGGAAGUAUUAUACAUUUCCCUAUUACUCUCAUCAGCUAAGGACCACCUGAAUACAGUGUUAUUCAAAUUUUAUUAUAUUAGUUGGCUUUCAUUUUACUAUUUUGUUGCACUUAUUUCAUAGUGGAGGUUUCAUAAGUGAGGCGGUUAUAAUACCUAAAAUCAAUCACUUCAGUAAAUGAGGGUUUUGUUAUUCUUUUCAGAAACCUUUAAAUAGUCUUAAAGUGCCUUUUGCAGAUGGUACAAAUUAGAACAAUUAGAAUAUAGUGUUUUGAGUUCUAGGCAUACUGACAUAGACCUAAGCAAAUAAAUAAUUAACUGCAUUAAAUUUCUAUUAAGAGUAAUAGUUAACAUUUAUUGAAAGCUUCCUUGUUGCCAGGUGCUGUUCUAAGUGCUGAAUUAUUAAACCUCACAGCAGCCUUCCCAGAUUGGUACUCUUCUUAUCUCCCUCUUAAAGAUGAGGAUACUGAAACCUAGAUAUGUUAGAUAACUUCCCAGAGACCGCUUAGCUAAUCAGUGGUGGAGCUGGAGUCCAGGGAAGGGAUUUUCACUCCUGAGCCUGUACUCUUAACCACUGCUCCUUUUAGUAUGACCAGUUACUAGCUUUUUGUGGUAACCCUGCAGGUUUAAGGUAGUUCCCGUUUCUUUAUCACUCUCUUUAUUAUAUGUAAUGAAAUUAUUUCAGAUUUAUUGGUUAUAGAGUGAAUCCUGUUGAUGUAAGACAGCCCUGUAAGUCAUUUGACCUAAGAGUAGAGUAGGUGGUCUCUUAGUCCUAUUACCUUCUGAGGGGGGGAAUGAAAAUCCCUGACUUAGAAAAGGUACAGAGUGAGGGCAUUUAUGGCACCUUAACUUCCUUUUUGUAAUUAGAUGUGGGAACAGUCUUUUACUUGAAAUUAAAAUCUAGUGAGUGUUUUCAUUUCAAGUACUUAACUGCUGUCUACAAACUCAUACUUGGCAUUGAGCUUCUAAUUGAGUGCAGUGAAAUUAGACUUAAUUUUGAUUCAUUGUAGUUUGCAUACUCAAGAAAUAUGCAUGAUUCUGUACUAAGUGUGGUACUGAUCCAUAGCUCAUAAGAGGACUCUUCUACACCAGUACUUAGCUUACUGUGGGAUGGUACAGACUUAUAUCUACAUUUUUAAAUACAGCUUAAUGUGUACUUUUUCUAACUGAUUUUCAGGUGAACUGGGAUAAUCCUUUAGGUACCAUAAACUGUAGGUCUUCUCAUUAUUCAAGCGUCAUCCUUCUAUUCCUUGGGGUCCAUUUUGCCAGUAAUACUUAAGACGUGUUUUGUCCCUUACGUAUUUUCCAUAGUUAGAUAUAAGAUAUUUUACUGGUUAUGAUCCCAACUCUGUGGAAGAAAAUCAGCUAGAGACUUCACUGUAGGUUUUGUCUGGAAUUGUUAAGAGGAUAGAUAGAGGUAAUGGUCUGAGUCAAGACUUGGGGCUAUUAAAUAUAAAUUUACCUAGGAAUCCCUCUCUCUCUUUUUUUUUUUCUUCAAAAUUGCAGCAUCUGUCAGGCUGGAGAAAAAAAGUCAACCUGUUACAUUUGGGGCUUUAAAUUUUACUGUUGCUGCUAAUUUACCGUUCCAUAUUUAGGAAUAAGUAAUGUUUCUGAUUAUAAAAGUGGUGUAAAGUCACCCUCUUGGUUAAAGCUGUUUCAUACACACAGACACACAUGCUGGUAGGGUAUUUCUUUUUUUCAAUCCGAUAGCAGCAAAUUAUGUGAUUGUAUUUGUGUUUAUUUGAUUACUAGUGAGACUGAGCACUUUAGUAUAUUUAUUGGAUAUUUGUAUUACUUUCUUUAAUUCUUUGCUCCCAAUACCACCACUCAUUUUUUCUUUGGAUAACUACCCCGCCCCAUUAUCACAUGUGGUUUGGGUGGGAUUGUUGCAACCCCAGCUCUAGGCUUGGCCUGGCCUCCUUCAGCCAGUGCUGUCCCCGCCCCUGGCCAUAGUGAAUGGUUCAGGGAUAGGCUUUUGGCUCCACUCAGGCUACUGAGAUACAAGGAGAUGUUUGCUGAGGAUUCCUCAGGAGCUGCUGAAGAAGACAGCUUCUUGGAGGUAGUGCAGCGUGAGGGUUCAGGUUCUGAAUGUGCUGCAGCCAGUUUCUCUCCCGUAAGCGUUCGAGCCCGCCUGAUGGCCACACCAAGAAAAUGAGGGAAUGGAAGCUGGCGCGCUGAUGCAUUCUGGAAUCUCUGCAUCAGAUCAGACCUGAAGUCGUGUCUGUUUCUGGACUUUUCACUUACAUGAGUCAAUAAAUUUCUUACUUGUUUAAAUGUUGGAAUUGAGUUUUCUUGCAAAUGCACGUGUGCUGUGUAAGUGUAUGUUUUUCUCAUUUGUACAUUGAGUCCAGUAUGUUGAUAAUCAUUUACAUAAGGAAGAAAAUAAAACCACCACUCGAAAAGCCACUCUGCUCUUAAGUGACUGUUAGCAGUUUCGGGAGGUCACGUUCAUGUUUCUUCAUGGAUUGGGGGGUGUGUGUGUGUGUAUCUGCAUGUACACGAAUGCACAUAUAUGUGUAUACGUAUGUAUGUAUACACACACACGCACACACACACAUUGUAUAAAUGCUGUUUUAAGGAGCCCUUAUAGGUUCUUUUGCUUUUAGAUUUAAUUUCCUUUGUCAUCGGAAAACUCCCUCUCCCAUUUCCCGCCUGAGAUAAUCAGUGUUACAGUCUGACAUAUGUGCCCUUUCUGCAUUUCUUCAUGUCCCUGUAAUUGUGUACACACACAUACACGUAUUAACUGUUUAUGUUACAAAAGUGGGAUCAUCUGCAUACUAAUCUCUGCGUGUGCUUUUCUUUCCUAACAAUAGAUUUUGAAAAUCUCUCCAAACCAGCUUAUGUACAUCUAACUUGCCCUUUUUAAUGAUGAUAACAAUAUUCCAUGGUAUGGAGGUACCACAAUUUAUUCAUCCGUCUGUGAGUGAUCAUUUACCAUGUUACCUUUGUUUUAGGCCCCUGAAGAUGGUGCUGUAACAAGUGUCUUUGCACAUCUUUUUGUUUGUUUGGGUUAAGUGUCUUAAGAGCUGGAUCUGUGGGUCAAACAAUGUGUAUUUUUAGUUUUGAUAUGUUUUGUAGGUUGCUUUCUGAAUAUCUGUAACAGUUUACGUUUCCACUAGCAGUAUAUGAAUGUGUAAUAUUCCCCUGCGUUUUCCGGCAGCAGCAGGAGGUGUUCGUACAUUUUAAUUUUUUGCUACUUUGAUAUUUGUAAGGUGUGAUUUUGCUAUUACUUUAGUUUGCAUUUUCUGUGGAGCAUUUUUUUCGUGUUUGUAGGCCAUUUGGAGUUGCUCUUCUGUGAAAUGAUUAUUCAUAUCUUUGCCAAUUUUUCGGUUCCGUUUUUUGUGGUUUUGUUAUCAGUGAUAUGGCCUCUGUGUAGAGUUCAGAUGUUAACCCUAGUGUGUGGUACAGGCAUUUUCCUUUUAACCUAAUGUUUGCCUUUUGGCUUUGUUAUGCUAGGUUUUUGCUUAAAAAAAUUAUUUUUUGUAUUUUAUAGCUUCUGGGUUCCCCAACUCUUAGAUUGUACAUACCAUCUCCUAAACGUCUUCUGAGAUUUUUGUUUUAUGUUUUGUUUUUAAACUUUUAUUGUACCUGGAAUGCACUUUUGUUUAUGGCACAAGGCAGGGAGCUGUCUUGUUCUUCAUAUGGAUAACUGGUUGUGCCACUACCGUAUAUUAAAUCCUUUUCCUACUGAGUUGUCGUACCACUUUGUCCUGUACUAAAUUACUGUACGUAUUGGAGUCUACUUUGCAUAAGUACUUGGAAUCUACCAUAAAUACUAAAAUCUACCUUGCCUGUUGGGUAAUCCACCCCUGCACUUACCUCUCACACAGUUACAGCAUCACGAUGACAGGAAUACUAUUCAAUCACUCUUACAGAAUGGCUUCAGGAUUACAAUUCCAUAGAACUACCAGCCACGGACGUCCUGAGAAAAGUCAAAAUUUAUUUGCAUUUCUGUCCUUAGAUAUUAUCUCACUAUGGUUGUACAGUCAGAAGUGUUCCAAUUAUUUGAGUAAUUUUUUCUGUGUAGUUUUAUUACAUUUGGAUAUAAUAAGUCCAUUUGUUUCUGCUUGCCUUCAAUUUCUGUCAUUGUUGUUAGGAGGCAUCGAGUUGAUUUCGACUCUUAGCAACCCCAUGGGACAGAGUAGAACUGCCCCGUAGGGUUUUAUUGGCUAUAAUCUUCACAGGAGCAGAUCACCAGGUCUUUCUCUCAUGGAACUGCAGCCUUUGGUUAGCAGCCGAGUGCUUAACCGGUACACCACCAAAGGCUCCUUUGCCCUCAGUUUUAGGGUUUAGUUUUCCCAUCCCCUUUAGUUUUAUUUGUGAAUAAUUAAAAGAGAUGAUUCAGAAGUCAGUACUGUAUAAAAAGAUGUGUCGGAGAAGUUGAGUUCCUAUCCUGUUCACUCCAUCCUGCUCUCAUUCCCCAAAUGUGGUCAUUAUCAUUAGGUUCUGGUUUAUUCCUCCUGUGUUUUCGUUUCUAUUUUUGCAAAAAUUAUGCAGUAUUCUUUUUUCCAUCUCUUACACGGUGGUGGUUGUUAGGUGCCGUGGAAUCAGUUCUGACUCAUAGUGACACCAUAGGACAGAGUAGAACUGCCCCAUGGGGUUUCCAAGGAGCAGAUGGUGGCUUUGAACUGCUGACCUUUUGGUUAGCAGCCAAGCUCUUAACCACUGUACCACCAGGGCUCCACACAAUAGUUAGCAUACUACAUAUGCUCUUGAACCUUGCUUUUUUCUCCUAACGUAACCUGAAAAAUUAUAUAUGAUCAGUUCAUAGAGCUCUUCCUCAUUCUUGUUAUAUGGUUGCACUCGCUCCAUGGUGUGGAUUACAUAGUUCGUUCAAACAGUUGCCUAUGAAUGGGCGUUUGGAGUGUUUGCAAUUACAAAUAAAGCUGCAGUGAAUAACUUUGUAUGUUUCGUAUUUGUGGAGGAUGCAUUCCUAUGGCAAUUUUUAAAGUCACCUUUAUUGAGGUACGUUUUACACAUAAUAAAAUGCACUCAUUUUAAGAGAUGAGUUUUAUACUUGUAUAACUUGUGUAAGAGCCCCAGGGCACAGUGGUUAAGA